UUCCAAAAAUUUCAACUCUUUCUUCUACUUCUUCUUCUUCCACUUUCUCCUCUUGCUCUGUUUCUCUUUGUUUCAAUGGCUUUCUCAAUGGAAACAGAGCAAAAGCCUGCCCUUCCCAUGUUGUCCGACCCGGCAUCAAUGCUGCUUCCGCCGGGUUUCCGUUUCCACCCUACGGACGAGGAGCUCAUCCUGCACUACCUCGGCAAGCGCGCCGCCGCGCUGCCGUGCCCGGUGUCGAUCAUCGCCGAAGUCAACAUCUACAAGUUUGAUCCAUGGGACCUCCCAGCCAAAGCGUGGUUUGGGGAGAAGGAGUGGUACUUCUUCACCCCGAGGGACCGGAAGUACCCGAACGGCCUCCGGCCGAACCGCGCCGCCGGAAAGGGUUACUGGAAGGCGACCGGGACCGACAAGCCGAUCGUGUCGAGCAAGGGAAAUGAGAACAUUGGAGUCAAGAAGGCGCUGGUUUUCUACACCGGGAAGCCGCCCAAGGGGACCAAAACCGAUUGGAUCAUGCACGAGUACCGUGUCGUUCACGCGCACAAGAACAGGAGCAACAAUUGCAAGGCUAUGAAACUCCGUGACUCCAUGAGGCUGGACGAUUGGGUUCUCUGCAGAAUCUACAAGAAGUCCAACACGCAGGAAGGCGAGAAAGAGUCAUCAUCCUCCGCAGAGGAUGUGGAUGUCUCCAUCAACGCAAGUCCUCCAAGAACAGCAACGUCACUACGCGAUAGCAUUCUGAACCUACCCAAAACUUACUCUUUUUCGGAGCUGAUGAGCGCCGUCGACCACCCGGAGAUCUCUCAGUUGCUCGAACACCCCUACGACGCGCUCGGAUUGUGGAACAACUCAUUCAGCCAAGAUGCCAGCCACAGCAGCUUCCUAAUCGAAACAGACCCCUCUGUUUUAAUGACAGAGAACAACAAUAACUCGCUGAAGCGCCCGUUCAGAACCAAUCACUGGUUCCAAGAAGAACUUAAAAUUUCACCUGCAGAAAAGAAACCAAGAACAGAAACAAAUUUAAAUUUGCAAGUCAUGGUGCCGGUCCAUCACUUGCACUAAAUCUGUGAAGCCUAAUGAGUAAGAACCAACGUCUAUUCCAAGACCACUAAAUUUAACUCGUUUUGCAGAGUUCCUCAAGGGAACUGUAGUAGAUAAUGAAUUAGUUUGGGAAAAAAGGUUGUGAUGCUUUCUCGACUAUGAUACCAAAGACCUGUUGAUCAUCUUAGGAUUCUGUUGUGGGAUAUGAAUUCUGCUAAAAAUUAUUGAAUCUUUUGUCC
Molecule: messenger RNA, 1277 nt
Organism: Zingiber officinale
Lineage: Eukaryota; Viridiplantae; Streptophyta; Magnoliopsida; Zingiberales; Zingiberaceae
Product: NAC domain-containing protein 2-like
Exons: 3
Coding region: 76-1059 (327 amino acids)
Biological process (GO): regulation of DNA-templated transcription
Molecular function (GO): DNA binding
Source: RefSeq, a predicted model, not a curated record